This is a messenger RNA of Mizuhopecten yessoensis (Yesso scallop), 1307 nucleotides long. RefSeq lists its product as uncharacterized. Lineage: Eukaryota; Metazoa; Mollusca; Bivalvia; Pectinida; Pectinidae. Bases 1 to 1104 code for a protein of 367 amino acids. The transcript is spliced from 3 exons. The record is from RefSeq and is a predicted model, not a curated record.
AUGCAGCUAGAGCGACCAUUAAUCUUGUCAUCUUUGAUGCAGAGCAUCAAUCUCUUACAGUGCAGCGGCAGAAUUCACGUGGUCACAAGACUCACUAAUUCAUCUGACAGAUUCAGCGGCCCGAGUCCUUUAAAUGAUGUGAAAACUGACCAUCUGCGUAUCCGCCCGUGUGCAAACUUCAUCCUCGGACGUUACGGCAACCUAAGUCAGAGUUGCUCAAGUCUGCUUUCACACCUGGACGUCACGGUGUCCGGAGGUAGCGGUGUCCUAGACGGCUUUCGAAGGAGGUUCAGCAUCAAAACGCCGAACAUUUUCACCAAGACCAUGAAGACCGCACUUAGCUGUCUUGUUCUCGCGGCCUUGUUUAGCCAGGGACUGUCCACAUGUACCUACUCGCAGGGACGCAGAGAGAUCACAGCGUUCGGCAGUACUCGGUACCUGUGUGACUACCCUACCACUGCCAACGGAAGUCGAGCAAGCAUUACUUUUGAAUUUGGGUCCAAGUUUUCGACUUCUGACUGCAAUGAAUGCGAAUGCACUGCUGACGGCAUGCGUUGUUGUGGUUUCGGUGUUAAAUCUGGAACGCCUAUUUUUGCCCCUGUCGGAUGUCAAGUGGUAGCAGAUGGCUGCCGAGCCAGGGUAGUCAGUAUGUCCGACAAUCGGACAGACUGCUACGCCUACAACCAGUAUCGCCGUCCAUCCUCCGGACCGUUUGAUCCCUUCAUGUCGAGCCCCUAUGAUAUGUUCGGAAUGAGAGGGUACGGUGGCAUGAAUGCAAUGGGACAACGCAGGGGGCCACUUGACGGAGCAGAAAUGGAAUCCGAAGGUCUGCUGCCCAUGCUUUUACCUUUAUUAAUGGGAUCCAAUCCUGGGAUGGGACCUGGAGGGAUGGUCGGAGGGAUGUCCGAAGGGAUGGCCGGAGGGAUGGCCGAAGGGACGGCAGGAACUGCGGGUCUUGCUAGAAGCAAUGCUGGAGCUGGCAACGGAGCUGGUGCUGAUGCUGAAACAGGAGCUUAUGGACCAGCAAUGAAUCCCUUCCAAGGCUUGUCACGUAUGCCCCCUCUGAUGAGACUUUUAUUCAUGUCCAGUAUGAUGGCAAGUUGAACACGUCUGGGUGAUAGGAUUAUAUCUAUUUUGUAUGUGUAGGUACUGAUAUACUGCCGGUGGAGUCACAUGGUCGAGUACAGACUGAUCAAUACUUGUUUCCGAGAAGCACAUGAACAUUCUGUAUUUUGUCCCGGUUCAUGAACAAGCAUGUAAAUAGAAUAUUUUGGAGAAAUAAAUAGUGGUUUUCCUACUAAACUUGA